CGGUAAGAACACUAAUUUCAAAAUCUCGUUGUCUUUACAUGACAGUGUUAUAGUGUGCGUGGCCUCAACUGAGUUGAAACUACCUUAUAGCGCGCGUAAAUUUUUGUAUGUGCCUUUGUAGCCAUUGUAACUUAACAAAAGUUUGUGAAAUUAUUGUUAGCUACGAAAAAUGGAUGAAACAGUAUUAUUUCCCUCACCUAACUGGUUCCAAGUAUCAGGUUUAGUAGUGAGCAACGAUGGUUGGCUAGCUUACGGCGGUCCAAGCAAAAGUCUUUGUGUCUUGAAACCCGUGCCAGCUGAUGGGAAUGGGGUAGUUGAAGGUGCCGAGCAAUAUACUGCACACGUCUUAAACCGAGCACAUCCGGACAAGAUUGUAAGUUUAGACAUCUCACCAGAAUGGCCGGAGAAGAAGCUGUUGCUGACAGGAAGCGCAAGUGGCUCUGUAAAGCAAUGGAGUUUAGAGGAUGCCAACGUUGGAAUCAAAUUCAAGUCCAAUCUUAGUCAUGACAUUCACACUCAUGAAAAAGAGGAAAUAAUUGGUGUAGCGUACAGCAAUGAGGUGUAUGCUGUAACUGUGGGCAGUUUCGGCAACAUUGUGAAAUGGGACCUAAACGCCAAUGUGGUGAAAACAUUCAAUAACAUGCUAAAGACGUCCAAGCCAACUUGCAUGGCCUGCUCCCACCACAUUACGUUAAAUGUGGCCAUUGGUACCAAGCAGGGAGUUCUUUUUGUGGUGGAUUUGACUGGUGCUGGCAGCCUUAUCUACAAAGUACGCAGUCAGGAUGACGAAAUCAUGAAUGUGAGCUGGUGUCCUCAAUAUGAAGUCCAAGUUGGGAAAUCCGUUGACGAAUCCCAAAGAACUGGCAUUGUUACUGAAAAACCUAGCAAGUUGAAGCUAAAGAAAGGGGCAACUCAAAAAGAGCCUCAGAAAUAUAGUGCCUCUGAGAGAAUGGAAAGAAUUAGACAGCAGGAGGACCUAGAAGAAAAAAAUACUUCUGGAAUCAAAAAAGAUCUUCCCCAAGAUAGUUUUGAAGAUUUUGUAGUUGUUCCUGAAGAUGACAUGUUUGAUAUUUAUAAAGAUCAUGAAGCAGAUGAAUUUGGUCAUAAAAAAUAUCAACCGGAGGAUAUAUUAGUAAAAAUCAAGGAACCCGAGGAACAGAAUGAUUAUUUGGCUGAAUGCUUGAAGCUUAAAGAUGCCAUACUAAAGAAAAAGAAUGAACCAGAGCCCUCAAUUGAGUCAUUAGUAGAGGCAUUGGAGAAAAGUGAUUUAAACAGUGAGAGUGGUCCAAAGGAAGAGGUACCUAGUGGUAGUAAGGUUAUUAGUGAUUCUAGUCAUGAAGAAAUCAAUAGUAAAGAGGAGCAAGAGGAAUCUAGUUCCGUGUCUAGUGUCCACAUGCAUAAACAUUUGUUAGCAACAAUUGGGAAACAUGGUGGUGUCCGCAUCUGGUCAAAGACAGGCAAGCUCGUGGCCAGCUGCGCGUUGAGCGCCGGCAAGCAACAAGGCCGCUUCAGGAACUCCUGGGCCACGCUGGUUUGGUGCCAGCCUGAGCUGCUGCUCAUAGCUGAUGGGAAGAACCAGUUGUUGGAAUGCAAUCCAUUGAAGCCUGAUUGCAAGAACAAGCUUGUAACAAAGUUAAUUCACAACCUACACAAGCGCGGCUUACACUGCGUGGCCACCAACGCUUGUCGAGCGAACACCGCCUCGCCCGUCGCUUGGAGCGCGUCACAGGACCGCUCGCUCGUCCGCUACAGCCUGCGCGACCGCUCCACCGCCGUGUACAACACGUGCGGGGGCUUCGUCUACAACGUGCAGUACUGCCCCUAUGACGUCAACAAGGUGGCGGUGAGCGUUGGCGACGGCGCCGUGCGCGUGUGGACGGCCGAAGAGUCUGAAGAAGCGGAGGGCAAGCUGUCGGCCGGCCGGGUCGUCACCUACUGGCAGCACGUGCAGGGCAAAGUGCUCACAGUAGCCUGGCAUCCUACCAAGGAGAACUUGCUGGCGUUUGGAACUGCUGAAUCUAGGGUCGGACUGAUCGAGGCAGGGUUUGGUGAGCGGCCGGCGCGUACCCUUGGUUCAGGGCUGUCCGGCGGCGUAUACGCACUAGGCUGGGGCGCCGAGCGUCUCUACGCAGCCGCGCGCCAGGAGCUCAGGGCCUACUGCACGGACCGCCCCGAUGAAUCGGGAACUCCAGUGCCGGUGUCAGUGGAAGGCGCCUCGUGGGGCGUGACGGCCGUGCGCGUGCGCGACGGGCUCAUGUGUGUCGGCAGCGACGCGGGCGGCGUGGCCGUGCUACGCGAAUUAGAAUCGACGCUGCUGGCGGCCACCUUCGUGGGCAGUAAAAUGAUCCACACCAUCGAAUGGCACCCGCAGCAGACGUCUUUCGCCAACGAGGAGUCUCCGCACAAGAAUUUGAUCGCCGUGUGCUCACAGGACAAGGCGAACGCAGUCGUUAUAUUAGAGUAUAUCGAUAAGGAAGAAAACCAGCCGAAGUUGAUUGAAUUCAAGAGACUCAUAGGACACACGAACACUGUUUUGCAAGUGGCGUGGAGUCCGCAUUAUGAUAUGAGACUGUUGUCCACUUCGCACGAUGGCACCGUGAGGGUAUGGGACGUAACCUCGGGCACUUGCGUGUCGAUAUUCGGCGGGCACGGCGGCACGGCGCUGGGCGCGGCGUGGGCGGCGCCGGCCGCGCUCUCGCACCACGUGCUGUCCGGCGGCGCCGACUGCUGUCUGCGGCUGUGGGACGCGCGCCGGCACACCGCCGAGGCUUACGUAGAAACGAAAGAAGAAGCGCCGAAGAAAGACAAGAAGAAAAAGAAAGACAAAAAGGAAAUCAAACCUGAAGCCGCGGCCGAAGAUUCCGAAACUGCAGACACUGAAAGCAACGGUGUAGCGGCCACCUUAGAAUCGAAAGUGAAGAUUUCCAAGAAGUUCCUGCUCCCAACCAUCACUAAACAGAUGCAAAAGCCAAAGACGAAGGGAGCCAAGAGGUUGCUCCACAAUUUCAUGGUAAAGAAGAAUUUGGAGACGGCUGUUGAGAAUACUGAGGAAUAUGAUCUCGAUUAUAUCAAGAUGUUCGGGAAUUCGAAGGAGGUUAAUGAAAUAUUCGAUAUGGAAAUGGAGCAUCACCUGCGCGUGGGCAACACUGAAUCAUGGCUAGUGCUGUGCGUGCUGCGCGGACAUAUUGACGCGGCGCUGCGCCUCGCCGCCGAGCGCGACCUGCUCUGUCCCUACCUGCUGAGCCUCGCGCCCGGCGUCUCUUCCAAGUACUGGAAAGACGCGUGUAAAUUGUAUUUGGCUCAAAUAGAUCGACUCGUCGCUAACGGCGAGGAAGAGAAAUUAGUCGUGAACAAGAACUACGGCGGGCCCGUGUACCGCAAGGUUCUGACGAUGCUGAGUCUGCAGGACGUAAUCGGUGCGGUGAAGACCCUCGUCGAGAAUAAACUGUACAAGGAGGCCUAUUUGCUGUGCCGGAUAAGAUAUAUGGACACAAUUGGAGAGGAAGUCCUGCAGUCAUGGGCCAAGAACUGCCUCCACUCUGGAAUGUUCGACAUGGCUGCUGUAUGCCACCUCGCCCUGGGCAACCUGCUGGAGGCGGCGACGUGCCUCAGCAAGUGCCCCCACACCGACAACCUGAGCCUCGCCGCGGAGCUCGCGCGCGCCGCCGGACAGACCAUCCUUGCUGACAACCUCAUAGGUAGGACGCUGAACACCCCUGGGUGUCCUGACGUGGCGACGGAACUCGACAAGAUGCUGCCUUCCAGGGCCGAGUUGUUCUUGCGAGAGGUGCAGAGCAUCGGAGGUGCUGACGGAGACAACGGGAAAGAUGAUAAUGAAUAGGUUUUUAAAAGUCGCGCGAUGCGUCUAGAACGCGAACCGCAUAUUGUACAGACAUCCUGGUGGCGAUACUGGCGGGUUACUCCUAUUAAGUUGUUUUCGGUGGUACACUGACAAUUUGGUAUAUCAACCUGGUGAGAAGGACCCGUACUGACGGAUUCCUGAAUAUGAUAUGUACUUGUAUAAAUUUAACUGUCCAUUCCUGUGUACUUCUGGCCUCCUGAGACCCAAAAGCUUUGCAAAAGUUUUGUUAUUGAAUUUGGAACUCUGUUAAUGAAUAACAGAGUAACAUAACCUGCGAUACACAAGAAAACUGAACUCUUUCAUGCAGAUACUUUCUGUGGCGUUGGCCCUGUGUCAAUACUUUAUGAUUUCGAUUCAGGCCACAAGCUGGCAGACCCACCAACGCGGCAAAAAAAAGAAGAAAAAAUAUUGUUCCGUUUUGGAACUCUGUUAUUCAUUGAAAGUUCUAAAUAGAUUUUUUGAAUAUGUAAACUUUCACCGGCUGGUACCGGGGGUCUUAGGAGUUUCUAGUUAUACUCUUUAUAAUAUAAAUUUGAACUCUGUGUUGCCCGUUGAAGCCUAGUGGCGCUGUGUACUGUUUCUUGUCGGAUUGUAUAUAAACAUCCAUAUCAUAAGUGUUAAUGCUCCGAAAUACCUAUGAGGUUUUUAUUUAUAAUUGUUUUUAUUAACGUACACAUGUAUAUGUAUAUUAAAAUAUUAAGGAGGAUUCAAUUUCCUAUUUUAUUUAUCUACUUGUACUUUUUCAAACACACUUUUUUAUUGUAUGAUCUUUAAGUAUUCAUGUCAUGUUAAACUAGGCUUGUGAUGUGAUGUAUUGUUUAAGUUUAAUUGUGAAUAAAAUAAUGUCUGUUCUCA
Messenger RNA from Leguminivora glycinivorella, 4717 nucleotides. RefSeq names its product gem-associated protein 5-like. The transcript has 19 exons. Gene Ontology annotation, molecular function: protein binding. The coding region runs from base 170 to 3841 and encodes 1223 amino acids. Lineage: Eukaryota; Metazoa; Arthropoda; Insecta; Lepidoptera; Tortricidae. The record is from RefSeq and is a predicted model, not a curated record.